AUGGAUGCUUUACCAGGAUUUCGUUCGGGUGCUGAAGGACCCGAUGAACUGAAUAAUAUAAAGGUAUCCAUCGAGUUGAAAGAAGGAAAUGAAUGGAGGUUUGAAGUACCUUUCAAAUUGACUAUGAUAUUGAAAGUCACUCAAGGAAUUGGUGAAAUUUUUGGUACUGAAUUACCAACAAACUCAGAAUUAGAAUUGUCUGGAGUCAAAUAUUCAGUAUAUGCUCCUUUACCUGAAGGAUGUACCCUUGAAUAUUAUCUCAAGUUAAGUAAAGAAAACAGUAACACAUCAAAUGAAGGCUCAGAAAUAAGUGAAUAUAUCAGUGAAGAUAAUUGUAUGGCUCAAUAUAUGAACUUACAUUUUGCCUUAGAGCUGAAAAGACAAGAAAUAAGUGAUUUCAAUUAUCUUAAUCCCAACGAAACAAAGACUGGUCCUAAGAUUUUGAUCAUCGGUGGUAAAUAUUCUGGUAAAACAACCUUGUCUAAGAUAUUAUCAUCUUAUGCUUUUAAAAUGGAUAGACAACCAAUGUUAGUUAAUUUGAAUCCUCGUGAUGGGGUGUUUUCUAUACCUGGAUCAUUAACUUCAACACCUAUAAGUGAUAAUUUUGAUUUGGAAUCCAUUGGAGGUUAUGGAGGUACGGUCACAAGUGGUACAACCUAUCAUAAUCCAAAACAACCUAUAGUGAAGAAUUAUGGAUUUGAAGAUUUUAACACCAAUAUGGAUUUAUAUAAACACCAGAUUGAACUGUUAGGUGCCGUAACCAUAGAAAGAUUGAAAAAGGAUAUCACUAUUAAGAACAGUGGAUGUAUUAUCGAUACCCCACCUUUAACUAUGAAAAACUAUGACAUAAUUGAAACAAUCAUAUCAGAAUUCCAAGUGGAUUACAUAGUUGUUUUAGGGAAUGAAAAAUUGUUAGCUGACUUAAAACGAAAACUUAACCAUAAGAUCGUUUCCCAACAAUUAUUAAUAAUCAAAGUACCAAAAAGUGAAGGAGUAGUUGAAUUGGAAGAUACUUAUAUAAGAAAAUGUCAAGAAGAAUCCAUUAAAGAAUACUUCAAUGGGAAUUUCAGGAAUCCUUUAUCACCAUUCAAAACAGAGAUUACUUUAGAUGACUUCACUAUUUUCAAAGUGAUUGAAACAUCUGAAUUCAAUUCAAGUUUGAUGUUUGCUCCAGCAGGUGAUUCAUUCGAACCUGAUGCUACUGAUGAGAAUGAUGAGAAGAAGAAAGAAGAAGAGUACGACAAAUAUUUCAAGAAAAUUGAAGAUUUCUCCACCAAUAAUCUUGAAAACUUAAUCAUUGCCAUCACUCAUACACCUUUGAGUAAUAAAUCUUUAAAAGAUAUUUUGAAUUCCGAUGUUCAAGGAUAUAUUCAUGUAUCCAAAUUUGAAGAAUCAAAGAAUAAAUUGAAAGUAUUGUUGCCAGUUCCUGGGGCUUUCCCCAAAUGUAAUUUAAUUUCCACCAAUAUUGGUUAUACUGAAUAG
Yamadazyma jaroonii is the source of this 1482-nucleotide messenger RNA. The record is from the annotation of a GenBank genome assembly. NCBI's taxonomy places the organism in Eukaryota, Fungi, Ascomycota, Pichiomycetes, Serinales, Debaryomycetaceae.